Petromyzon marinus (sea lamprey) is the source of this 6463-nucleotide messenger RNA. The record is from RefSeq and is a predicted model, not a curated record. Lineage: Eukaryota; Metazoa; Chordata; Hyperoartia; Petromyzontiformes; Petromyzontidae.
CCGAGUCGACCUAGGGGAGGCCCAGGUUCGGUUAAAAUAAUCGUCACUGGUGUUGGCCGUGACCUGGAAUCUCGGGUUGCUGGAUUCAUAGCACAGCGCGCUCACCGUUGCACUGCCAGUUCCCACACACAUACAGACGCACACAACAUUCCACCUCUUUCAUCAUUGGCGAAACCUGUAUGCGGGCAGCCGAUAAUUAAACUUCACCGCACAGAGAUAGAAGACUCCAUGAAAAAUGCAACGUGAACAAAAAUAACCAAGACGGAGCCAUUACAAAUAAUUAAUAAACACACCCACAACAAGGUGGAUGUUGCGUUGCCAAAAUCCAUUUAAGUGGCCUAUUCAUCCGCACCGCCGCCUGAAGCGGUGAUAGACAUCCUCAGCGGAAGUGUUUGUUGCAGCUUAACUUUGAUCUCUCUGCAAACGCGUGUGUGCAUUCGUUUACAUAACAUGAGCACAUGCGGAGCGUUACCGGCAGGGUGACGCAGCGGUUAGAGUGCGCUUGACUCGCAGUCGGAAGCUUGCAAGUUUAAAUCCUCGUCUGGGAGAAACACAGCUCUCCCACGAAGGCCUGCCUAGCGUGACGGUGGGAAGGGGCAACCGUGCUAAUCGGAGGUGCGAAAAAAGCAUCAUCAGCCAUGGUCAAUCUGCUGCUGGACGAAGGCCUACCCAAUGCCGCCACCAUAACUCGUGAUACCAGGAUGGAACAUUCCACCCAGCACCUGCACAGGUGCUGAUUUCAUCGCUCCGUCUCUGCGGUGGAGGAUCCUCUCGUUCUAUUUGGUGGCGGCCACUAUUGUCGCUAUUGAAGACCAUCGGCCAUCGUCCCUUCUCGUGGCGUGUCCUGCACAAGCCCACUUACUUUUAUUCACAGAUUUAAUUAUUGAAUCAAUCUGGAAUGUGUUACCACCAUGGCAAUGUGGAAUCUGCACCAAUUGCUCAGGGGUCACCAAUGGGGACGAGCAGGAGCAGAUUUUGAUGCAGUAUCUCUUCUGUUCCCGUGGAACCAGAGCAGAAAAGAUCUCCCAUAUUAUACGAUUGCCCUUAUACAUAGAAAAAUUACAAAGAAAAAGAACUCACUCCCCCCCCCCCCCCUCCCCCAUAUAUAGCUUUUAACAGACUUUUGGGGAAAGUGCUGUGAGCAAACCCCUAUGAAGGCCGACACGGCACAAGGGGGGGGGUGGAAAAAAAAGAUUCUGAUGGUGACGACGAUGUAAAUGACAAUGAAGUGAUUACAACAGAGCUGGAGAACGUGGUUAUCUUACAACAAAAUGAACCUCGUCACUGGGACUUCCGUCACCUCUCCGAUUUAAACGCGUAUCACAACGCAGCAUUAGAGAAGGCCGGUACGCCUAGCUCCGCAGCACAUGAACCGCAAGUUAAUUAAAACCAAAUAAAGCAGAGGAAAAUCAAUUUCUUGAGACUCAAAACGAUUAUAGUGGAAAGAUUGUUAUUAUCUCUGAAAUAAAACUUUAAUCUUAUUGCGAGGGAGGCAGCACCACUCGCAGUGUGACCAAUGCAUUUGAUUUACAUCAUCGUGAAAUAAAUAAUAGGAUGAUUUCUUAUUUACCGUUUCCAGGCUGAUCCAAGACAAUUAUAUUCCCACAUCCUCGUCCAUAAAUUAUCUUACACUAAUUUAAUUUGAAUCACUUUCCACGGAUAAUCCGUUGCAAUUAAAUAUAAUUUUAUUCAUUUUCCUUUUUAUUUUUUUAAAUUCUACUUCAUUCAUUAUAUUUCACUGGCGUUUUUUUGUUAACUAUACUCCGAUAAAUUUCCGUAAUAUAUAUUUUUUUCUUAGUUAUGAAGAACGAUUUAAAAACUGAACACGGGCGCAGGAAACAACAACGACGGAAAACGAUUUUUUUGUUGAAUUAAUUAUUUAAAGCAAAAACGCUAGACUGUUUAUUUCCAUUUUAAGAUAUAUUAUUUCAUUUAUUAAACAUGGGCGCUGUUUAUAGAUUUUAACACAAUGUAUAUUAAAAUGUCGUAAGCAUAACUUAUUUUAAAUUGCCUUCAUUUUUAUAAGGCCAGUCAUUUUUUUUUUACCUCGGGACACCCUGGUUUAUUUAUGAAUAUUGUAACAUUUUACUUGAGCGGAAUUUUUUUUGGGUUUUCCAAUCCCCUUCAUUUUAUGAAUUGCAGCUUUAACGUGUUUCACGCUGUCAAACGAAAAUUUUCCCACAAUGUAAUUUCACUGAGUAGGAAACUCCCUUUGAGAUCAUUAGGAGGUAUGUUUUACAUGUAUAAUCGCCAUUACUAUUGAACGCUUAUACAUUACACUUUUACUUUGAAUUUAUCAUUUUGAUUUCAUAAAACGUAAGUCUUUCACCACCACCACCACAAUCACUGUCAUUCCUACAAAAUCUCUCCGUUUCGAGUUUCAUCGCUUCAUUUACUUUUCAUGAAUAACCAUUCAUUAAAUACAUUUUACUUUUUCAAACGCAAGUCAAUAAGCCACCACUGCCACCACCACCAACACCAUCAUCAUCGUUUUAAUAAUUCCUAUACUAAUGUUAAUAGUAUACUUUAACACCAAUUAGCUUAUUUUCACUUUCUUACAUUUAAUUAAACUCUUUCUUAAUACCAUCAAAGGCAAGUCUUUCACCGCCACCAUCGUCAUCUUCACUCACAAACACCACAAUUAGUUGUACCACUUAAACGCUAAUUCACGAUACUUUAUUACACUCAAUACAUUUAUUUAUUUCACCAAAGGCAGACAAAACCUCUCACUGCCACCACCGUCGUCAUUCCCACGAACACCCCACUGUAUUUUUAAAAUAAUUACUUUAUAACACACGCGUCGCCGCCCCACCGCCACCACCACCGCCACCGCCGCCACCACCACCGCCGCCGCCCCAGCUAUCUGCUCCGACCGCUUUCCACGCUCGGGGCCGUGGGAGCCGGCGCCCCGAUGGUGCUACUCGCCGGGCGGCGCUGCCACGCGUGCGUCGCCCUGUGCAUGGUGCUCGCCAGCCUCCUCCUCACCGACAGCUACCUCGUGUCGCAGCAGCAGGGCGGACGCCGCAUGGCCGUCUCCAUCCUCAACCUUGUCGGGGACGUCUGCUUCCUGCUCAUCCUGCGCUACGUUGCCGUGUGGGUGGGUGCCGAGGCUCGCACGCCACGCCGAGCCUACGCCUCCAUCCUAUGGUUCCUCUAUGUCUUCGUGCUCGAGAUAAAGCUCUACUUCGUCUGCCAGAAUUAUCGUGGCGAGGCCUCCACGCUCUCCCCAUCUUCCCCUUCCUCCUCCUCCUCCUCCUCGUCCUCUGCUGCCACCUCAUCUGCCGUGGCGGACGACACGGGCCUCGGCCGCAAGUUGCUCACGCUCUUCCUGUCGGUGUGCGUGCCGGGCCUCUACGUCAUCCUCGUCGCGGUCGACCGCCUCGACUGCCUCGACACCGACGGCUCCUCGUCACUAGACGACGAUGACGACGACGAAGACGACCGCGACGACAGCAACGUCGACGGCAACGGCUGCAGCACCGUCGACCGCGACCGGGCGGACGAAGACGACGAGGCAUCCGGCGCGGGCCGGUGCACGCGCUCCCAGGACGCUGCGCUGUCCGGCGAUCCGCAGCCGCCGCCCGCCUCACCCGAGGAGGAGGAGGAGGCGGCCGCCGCGGAGCGUCGCCGCGAGCGCCGCAAUCGGCAGCGCCGCCGGGCGGCCGCAGCGCCACCUCGGGGUCCGCCGCCACGCGCCGCCCAUGAGCGGGCGCUGGCUGAGGCGCUGAGCUGCCUGCUGCUGCAGCGCAAGGAGGAGGUGCGCAGCCACGUGUUCGUGGUGGCGCUUGACCUGCUCGACGUGCUUGACGUGCAAGCCGGCCUCUGGGAGUCGCGGGCGGCAGCGCCCGGACGCAGCUCCGCCGUCCCCGCGUUCGGCUCUUCCUCCUCGUCCUCCUUCUCCUCCUCUUCCUCGUCGUCGCUGCCUCCGCUCUGGGCCGAGAACCUCACCUUCUUCUACUGCUACAUCUUGCUGCUGGUGCUGCCGUGCGUGUCGCUCAGCGAGCUGGGCUCGCUGCUCGACCGCGGCACCACACUCUACCCAGCGCUCAGCCUCAUCACCAUCAACGUGGUGGCCGUGUUCGUCCGUGCAGUCACGCUCGUGCUCUACGCCGGCGCAAGCGUCUCCACCAUCUUCAUCGGCAAGAACAUCCUGGCACUCAUGCUCAAGACAUGCUCGCUGCUCGAGUUUGUGCGCCAGGUGCCCGACGGCGCGCAGCAGCAACAGCAGCUGCCUCCCGCACUCGUGAUGGGCGGCGGGGGCGGCUGCGGGGGGGGCGGCAACAUGGCCACCGGCGCUGCCAUCGCUGAGCUGCAGUUGGUGACGACGCACCGCCAGCUGUCCCAUGAGCCGCUGGUGGCACACAUUCACCAGCAGGUACCCAACAGCUGCCUCGGAGAUGAUGCCGCGCUGACCGCCGCUGGCGCCGCCGCCGCGUUCUCCUUCAACUCGCUGCACCGCGGCGACGGCGUGGCCGAAGCGUCGGGCCAGCGAACACUUCCGCUGAACCUCCCGACGCAGAACCGCUCGCUCAUGCCCGCCGAUGUGUCAUGAGCAACGAAGCGACGUGUGGUGGCGGCAGCGGCGCCGCGGGCAGUGGCUGGAGGACUAACUUCCCGCGGCGCUCGCGCGAAUUAAAAAGAUCGAUCGUUUCCACAGUUCCCAACCCACCCCCCCCCGUCCACGCCGCUCUCACUGUCCUCUGUCCUGGGUCGUUCGUGUCAAAUCCAGCAUGAGGUUUUCAGGCAUGGUGGCGACGGCGCUCCGUGAGAGAAGAGGGGAAUUGGCGCCAUAGGCGUGCAGAUUAAGAAGCUCUUCCCCCCCCCCCCCCGCCGCGACGGAGUGAGAGUAUGCUGGGUACAUUUUUACAGCAUUGAUCUCUCUCCUUCCUCAUGUGCAUGUGUGCGUAUGUGUGUGUCGGGAGCGGCAGUGCAGUGGUUAGCGCACUGCACUAUGAAUCCGGCGACCCAAGUUGGAUUCCCCGCUCAAAGCCAACAUUGGUGACGGAUAUGUGAACCGAUCCAGGGGCUCCUCUAGGUCGACUCAGCCUCAAAUGAAGAGAUGGUGCAGUGUGUAAACAUCAGCACUGGCGAGACAAAUGUGGCCGGACGUGGUAUUUGCUACCCUUGCCCCAAGAGUCUGUUAAAUCUCUGACGGCUGGGUUUUGUUGUACGUGUGUGAACCUGGACCAUUUGUUUUUUUCUGUCAAGGACGUUCCGUGUCCUUUAGACGCGCGGUUAAUCAAAAUCUGGCGCCGCAGGUCUUGGAAACAAAAACUAAAAAAGAAAAUCAUAAAAAACCGUGAACAUUACUUGCCAAGCACAGCACUUACAUUACAGUUUUAUGAAGGUGUGUCCCAUAAUCCAACUGUCAAUAAACUCGGGCGCUGGAGGAAUUUAAAGUGGGGGCGUAUAACUUUGAGAAUGGGCCGCUAGUCUGAAUAACGGAGAUGGAUGAACGGUAUGUGCCAUGCGAGUCUGGUGAUUAUCGUCGUAGCGAUGACACAGGUGUGUAAUCCAGCGCUUUCGUUCUGGGGGUCGGUGGAUCGCGCGCAGAUUGCGGCCGCUAAUGACGUGCGAGUGUCGCCCAUCCUGUUGAGCAAUGAGGUACCAAUAGCAGACAGUACAGAAAGUCGGUUUAAGUGCGGCGGGGUGUUUGGGUUGGUGGAUCACCACGAGAUCGCGGUGUGCGUGGCAUACCAGCCAUACUGUAUCGAUUCAUCGAUUAAAACAGAUUCCUAUGCUCAGAAAUCAUUUGCACAUUUGUGCGCUUGACAAUUGGUUAUGUACGAUCAAUGGAAAUGAUCGACUAAUGACACAAAGGAGAAAAAAAUAUUCUUGAUUCUUGCAUCGCUCACUGCCCGCCGGACAUGUAAAAAUCGUUGUGCGGGUGGGAGGUGAAUUGAAUUAACUACUGGGUACCUCCCUGCGAGGUGGGUGGGGGGGGAGGCAGCGAGGAGGGCAGCAGAGCAAGUAGGUCGCUGACCGAUUAGAUCCGAAUGUGAGCGCUGUCUUCGAGGAUACGCGAGGUUUCACUUCGCUCGUCUCCCACACACACACACCAUAAACACACUACGCCAGACAACGGACAUUCAACCCGAGUCACGACCCUUCUCAACAAACGACUAUUGGGACCAACGAUUCAACUUUGAUUGCAUUCAUGACUCAAGUAUUCCAGUCGCAGUGUAUAUUUUUUGUCUCCGAUUACAUAAAUAACAUAAAACAAAACAGCUUUGGCUGCUAAUGCCGCCGGCAAUUACGCAAAUCUUGUCGUGAGCUGUCAUCAUUGUUGUUGUUGUUGCGUGUUAAGGGUUGUUUUCUCAAUUUCAGUGUGGGGGAUUUUCAACAUUUUGCACGCGUGUGUGUGUGCAUGUGGGGAGACUUAGUGUAGCGGUUAUUGCGCUGUUCUACAAACCCGGUGACACGAGUUAUAUUCCCACUCACGGCAAACACCGGUGACAAUUAU